ACCCCGUCACAGUUAACGAAGUCUUAAGUUUUUAACGGACUUUUUGUUUCUACCUCCCCCCGUGGGGGAUACAACGCAUGUCAACGGCUUUCGGUGUAUGUAGAACGAAAAAAAAAACCUGAAGCUUCCUUUCCAUUUUACUGGUACGAAAACGUUUACAAAAACAUUAGCAAGAGAGCGCAACAACACAAGUUGCAUCGGUUAGCAGUUUUAAGGCAUAAUACUCGGGCUUUGGGCCUGUUUGUUGUACCUCGCCAUUGCAUUGGCUGCUCGAUAUGCUUGAGGUGUGUGUGUGCGUUGUUGAUGUGAAAAUCUACCUUGAGCAAAACUGGCCAACGACUGUACUGUACCGGUCAUCAGUUUUACCCGCUCGGUUACCAUUUGCCGGGAAAUUCCUCACACCCUUGUACCCGGGCUCUAUACCCAUCAAGCCAACACGCAGAAAAUGAACAGAAAAUGGUUUCAUAUAUAAAUUGAGGAAAAAUUAUGCUUAGGCUAUCAGUUGACGGUUGACCAUCAUUUCGACAGCACCUUCGAGCAAGUGUGAUGAUCGAUCAUCACACGAUCGGAUUUGGUAUUCUUGAGCCGGUGAGCUAAAUAUGGCAACCAAAAGUGGUUGGAUGGAGUGUAGUGUGGUUGUUGGUGUCGUGUUUAAACAGUUCCAGCUGACGGCUUAGGGCGAAUGUCGGAGUAGUCGCUUGUGGUAGAAUUGACAAAAAGUGACUAGACCGAACACUCGUAUCCUAAAUCGUCGAGAAUUCGACAUUUAAGCGUUUGUGUUGGAAAGUGAAGUGUGAGUGAAUAUAGAAAUAGAGAGAGAGAGAUAGAUAGAUAGAAGGAGAGAGAGAGAGAGUAUCAAGUGUUGAAAGUCUGAAGGAACUCCCGGUGUGAUAUGUGUUACAGUAAAGCGUAAACAGCUCAUAUCACAGCAGUAGUUACCUACUAACUUUACACUUUCAGGCUACGCUUUGCAAGUAAGGUGCAGUUUUAGUGAAGAACUUGGAGUCAGAAACCUAGGGCGUCUAUAUUGAAGGAACUUCUGCUGUGAUCUGAGUUACCGAUCAUAUCACAGUAGUUGUACUUUAAUGUCGACGUAUCCAUUAGCAGCAAAGACAAAGGUUGGGAAGCUCAGGAGCUGGUGUACUAACUGGUGAUAUAUAUUCUGUGAAGUAACUGUGACUAAGUGAUCGUCAGGACAACCAUAUGUCCACAUGCGUUAUGCGACUAACUUCGUUCAGGUGAUGUUCAUGUACAAGAUCUCAUCACUGGGCAAAGUUUGUCGCAUAAACUAUUUCCAAUCGCUACAACAUCAUCAACAUAGCAGUCGCUUAAACAAAAGUGAUAAGAAAAAAGCGUUCUUAAGGUUAAAUAAAGGGUUACAUUAUGUGUGUGUGUGUCUCUUGACAUUUCCAAACACUAAUUAUCGAUAGUCUUUCAUUUCAGGUUCAACCGUUUUUAAGAUCCAUCCGAAAACAAUAGCUCAAUAAUGGAGUCACGCUAUUCACUUGACGUUUCAUGCACGCAGGAGUUGUAUUAACACGCAUUGAUUAUGUCUCGUCAGCGUAUUGUAUAGCGCACCUUCGUUGAUGUAUGGAGGAGAUUUUUCUCACCAGCACCAGUGUCAAAGGUUAGUUCGUUGGAGUCGAUGUCAAAUUAUAGGAACCGAUUGUUUGUGCUCUAGGCUCGUCGCCAAACAAUAACUUUGCCGCGUGUACGUGUAGGUUGUGGAACCCCGACCACGAUUGGCGGCUAAUUUCGUAUGCAAAACCAAUUUCCUUUUUGUCGUCAGCGUUACGAGAUAGAGAUGCUGGAGAACGGGUGGAUAGAAAUCUGAACGGACCCGCUGAUGAUGAUGAUCAUGGUGGCGGUCUCGUUAACGUUGGCGGCGUGAUACUAAUUUACUUCUAACUCAAUAAGCACCCUCUCCAGAAGGGGUUGGCGGUUUGACACCAAGUUCCAGCAACAGGUGCAGUCAAUGCACUGCAAGGCCAUCCCAUACACGUAUAUAUUUUUUCUAAAGUGCAUCCUGAGUGUCGGAUGCAACGGACUAGGCGCGCGUAUGAAUAUUUCUUUUAUUGCUUAAAGCUAGAAUUCCUAAGAACGCCGGAUUAUAGGUUGGUUUUCGCUUGCCAAGCUCCAUUUCCCGCCACUACGUGCAGAUGCCAAGCCGCAUAUAAACCGUGGCUUUCAUUCAUCGGGCCCUUCCCCAACUACUUCACGGCCAAGGCAGAGGAGAAAUGGUUUUUGGUGAGCAUGCGUAUUACGAUCGUACCGUGUGUUGGUGUUCGGGGUGCACAGUUGGAUGCUGGAUUGGAUGCCACUUUGGUGCCGCUUGUUCCACGAUCGUGGUUUCAGUUUCGUGACAGCAGUCCAAGCGCGUGGAGGCUAUCACAACAUCGCGAACUCCGCACUUUGGAGCUUGGUGAAUCGCGGGUGCGUGGCCGUUAGACUUUCGAGUUUAAAUCUUACGUCGAAGGAAUUCAAAUCUAAAUCGUACCGUGUGUUAGUGUGUGGGUGCAUCUUGCAUUUGCAUUGAUCACGAUUCUCACGUCUCACGUCUUCAAUUAGCAACUAGCCCGUACGGAAUCAAUCAUGUGUGAGAUUCCAUUUGAUUUACAGUGCCACAAGAAAGAAAGCUAAUUUUCCAAGGAGAAAAAAUUGUACUCCACUGCCACUGUGCUUGUGAGUUCGAGCGAAUUGUUCUAGCUAGUAAGAUUUGCAGUGUUUCAUGAUUGUUCCCCUGUGUUUAGAGCAAAACUAAUAGCAAAUCCCUAUUCGGUCAGGAUUACACUGUUGGAUGUACAGUUCUUGUAUGUGUGCAAGUGUUUUUUGGUGUCUGCGUCAUGUUAAACAGUGUACCGCACGCGAUACAUAAUGGCAUUGUCCCUGAUAAUUACGUGUGUGGUAAUACUGAAUUCCAGUAGACAGAUGCGAGUGAGUGGUUUGUGCAGUAGUAGUAGUUGUAGUAGUUAAUGAGAUUUGGUUUUUGUUUGGGUUGUACUUAAUGCAUCAAGUGCAUCACUUUUCGCUCGAGUGUCGAUUAACGUUAGAGUACAACAAUAAAAUCAAAGUUCAUCUGUUUAAAAUUAAAAUACAACGGAUCACAGUGAGCUUGAAGGCCUAUCGCGAAGCGUACAUUCCACAUCCAUCUGAAUGAUCUGUAGGACAUUCCCUAAUUCUACUACAAUUCGUAGGAUACAGCCAUCGGAAGCUUAGCAGUCUUUUCACCAAAAAAAACCCUGAUUUUAUUGUCGAAUGAAUUGUCCGAACGGGACAAACGGUUUGUUCGUUUCUGUGUCUCUGGUGCAUUGCAUGGUGUAAGCAAAUCUUCAGCGCCAUCCCAACAUAUUGCGAAACAAAACAAAAAAAUCCUGUGAUAGUCAGCCCCCCUUAGGGUACAACAAUGGGCACGUAUCGGCGUAGCUCUUGGCACAAAAGUUGGCACCAUCGGUCAACCAUGUACUGUGCCGCUUCGUGGACGUUCUGGGCCAAGUUGAUGCUGAUUCACGUCAGCUACAUAUCGAUCGGUGCGGUACGGAACGGGGACUGGGCGGUGAUGAGCAGCAACGAGUGGCGUCCACCGGAACCAAACCCAUGGUCACCGUUAGCCGGAUCCGCUGACAGCUCGGUGACAUUGUUGACAAGUUCGCUAGAUCAUGCCGCUCAAAGCGGUAGCUCAUCCGCCCAGCUAAGGUUGGACCACGAGAUGUACGGCAGAACACGCGUCGAGGUGGCUGAUGCCAUACAUCCGACGGUUGGCUUACACUCAACCGUGACUAGCGUCUACCAGCGCAGGCAAACUGGCCCAACGUUACCCACUACGGUGGAAAAACAUUUCCUGUUCCGGCGUGAUUUGAGUCAAGCGCCAAGUACGUCACUACAUCAUACAUUACCGCGUGUUGGGGCGUGGGUAGACAAUGGACCCGGCACCAUUUGCCAAGAUCCUGGAUCGAUGGACGGAAAUUGCACUACAAACCGGGAGCGGCCACCAACACUAAUGAGCAGGGCAAGCAAUACCACCAACUCGGUUAGUAGCGCUGAGGACCUGCUCGUACCAUUUCCACCGAACCGUAACAACACCGCGAACGAGUCCGCGUUCAGCAUGGUGAAGGAGUUGGAAUUAGCCACACUCCAGCCACCGCUGGAUGGCAAUCAGACCGCCCACAGUAACCCGGCCGUGAAUCUAAACGACCACAAUGACGCCCUGUGUGACGACGAUUCCGAUCAGAUGGAGUACAACGAGAACUGCUUCAUCGAUCACAACGUUACUUGCGUCGGGGAUCCGGACUUUUGCAAUCUCACAUACAGCGAGUACCGACAGCUGCUGAUGGAUUAUAUCUACCCUUCGACGGGCGAAUGGAUUCUCAUUGCCUCGCACACCGUUGUCUUUCUCAUGGGUUUGGUCGGAAAUGCACUGGUAUGCAUAGCGGUUUACACCAACCAUACGAUGCGCACCGUCACAAACAUCUUCAUCGUCAACCUGGCCGUGGCCGACUUCUUCGUCAUACUGUUCUGUUUGCCACCGACCGUCGUGUGGGAUGUGACGGAAACGUGGUUCAUGGGGAAGGCGAUGUGCAAGGUGGUAAUCUACUUUCAGACCGUAUCGGUGACAGUUUCGGUACUAACGCUGACAUUCAUUUCGAUCGAUCGAUGGUAUGCGAUAUGCUUUCCACUGCGCUACAAACCGAGACCCGAACGUGCCUGGCGCUCAAUUGCCCUCAUUUGGCUCAUUGGCUUCCUGUCGGACCUGCCCGAAUUCCUGGUACUGACAACGAGACGCAAAAAGUUACGCUUCGACAUCAAACUUUUCACCCAAUGUGUCGCAACGUGGGACAACGAGACGGAAAAAACUUUCUACAUCUUCAAGUUUGUGCUACUCUACACGGUACCGCUUCUAUUCAUGACCGGAGCCUAUUUCCAAAUCGUUCGCGUACUGUGGCGCUCGGACACCAUACCCGGCCAUCGGGAAUCCCGCAAUCAGCCGUGCGGCAUUCACAGCACCAGGACGACACUCAAUUGUGUGGGUAACACAAGCACCAUGGGACAGCUGCGUGCACGCCGGAAAGCGGCAAAAAUGUUAGUAGCCGUGGUGAUCAUGUUCGCCGGCUGCUAUUUUCCAGUGCACAUGCUAAACGUCGCAAGGUAUACAAUCGAUAUUGGACAGAGUGAUAUCGUGGCUGUGCUAUCGUUAUUUUCUCACUGGCUCUGCUACGCAAACAGUGCCGUUAACCCUGUGAUCUACAACUUCAUGAGCGGCAAAUUCCGGCGCGAGUUUAAAAAUGCACUGGAAAAAUGUCGCUGCCUGAGAAGCUCUCAUGCGUACGGUGGCCGUGUUGGUGGUUACGAUGAUCGUUCACUAUGCCAUACGGCAACGCGACUGAACGUGAGCCCCAGUACGAGAAGCAAUUAUCAUUUGGCCAGUGUAAGAGAUGCCAGAUUUAAGCAACACACCCAGCAGACAUCGUUCAACGGUAGCCGACAUCAGCAUGGUCGCAACAGCAUCAAUCAUCCCGGCAGUCUACAACCACAAAUCUCGCCAAUCUCCGUCGAGGAACGGCUGGCGCUCACCAAAAGCUUGGACGGUGAAACCCUUCAGCUGACAGGACGGAAAAAUUCUUCCACCCUUAUCGGAAAUAAUGGCAACGGCCUCGGGCAUGGAAAACCCACCAGCAACGGUAAUGGAUCCGGCAAUGGGAAUCAGUCGUUGCUACAUCAGCACCACCACCACCAUCAUCAUCAUCAUCUUCGCUCGCAUCAGCAACACCACAAACAGCACGGCGAACAAAUGCUACCAGAUGGGGACGCUAUGGUCAGUGAAGAUGUGGCACAGGACCAAUCCGGCACCGGUCCAACGACCAUGCUAAUGAUAGUGAAUAAAUCGAGCAAUUGCAAAAUCGGUGGCACUUGACAGGCAAAGCUGCACGUGUCUUGGCGCAAACCACGCCCGGACAGCAAACCCUGGACACAGGUGCAGUAGGAUGAAGCUGUUGCUUUCUUCACUAUACCCUGCCAAAGACGACAACCGGGAUCGGGAGAGGCAAAACUUACUAGUUUUUUUUUGCGCUUUAGAUAGUAUUCCAAAGAUGUAGGAUAACAGGGAAGUAAAUGUAAAUUAAAUAUGACACCUUCAUGGUCGGAUGGUCGGUGAAUGUUUCGUUGAAUCGUACAGAUGAAAGGAUUAUGAAUGUACGCCAACUAGUAGCACACGAACGAACGAACGAAACUGAUUGCCACUAACUCCAUAAAACCAUCAAUUAACUACUUGUUGGAGUAUCAUCUACGGUCAGGACUGUACCGACCACAGUAACUAACUUGAGGGAUGAUUAAUCGUGUUAAAUUAUUUUAGUUUGCCGCAAACCAAUAUCUACCAAACAUCCCAAUUAUCCCGCUGACUGCCUAGUUAAGUACCUGGUGAAGCGAUAUUGUACCUGUCGGAUGAUACUCUCACAACAUAGUUUGUUGCACCGAAUGCAUCUCAAUCGAUACACGCGAGCACUUCGUAAUGUACUUCCAAAUCGAUUGUGAUGGUAUUCCUACCAAUUAAUAGUGUAUUAUGUGGUACUCUCAAACCAUGUUGAAUGAGGUUGCAGAAUAGGUUCAAGAGAGAGAAAGAGAGAGAGAGAGAGACGAAAAGUUAUGCAGUUUGUCCCUGAUGGGCAAAGGGAUAAGCCGCACAACUGAUAAAGUGUUAAACAAAUCAAAUCGCAAACUAAGCGUAUUUUGAAUCUACUUGGAAAAGUUUAAAAGUAAAAGUAUGUAAAAAAAACACGAGAACUAUCAAUCAUUUGUUAUUACACUCGGUGUGACAAAGCUCGAACAAAACGAAGAAGAAAAAAAAGAGAUGAUACGAAAUUCUUGUAAAUAUUGUUAUAGUCAAAUACAUUCGUGUAAACGAUUACCUGCUGUAUAAAAUGAUGAUCUAACUAUAUGCAAAGAAGUCAAUAAAAACUUACGACUCCACAGACCAUCAAUGUGAAGGAACUGGCGUGAAAGGAUGAAA
Molecule: messenger RNA, 7000 nt
Organism: Anopheles funestus (African malaria mosquito)
Lineage: Eukaryota; Metazoa; Arthropoda; Insecta; Diptera; Culicidae
Product: neuropeptide SIFamide receptor-like
Exons: 11
Coding region: 3404-5908 (834 amino acids)
Biological process (GO): G protein-coupled receptor signaling pathway; feeding behavior
Cellular component (GO): membrane
Molecular function (GO): orexin receptor activity
Source: RefSeq, a predicted model, not a curated record